GUGAUGCUUCUCCUGUGUGUAGAGGAGGAGAGAGCCGCUGCCCAAUGACAGCGCAGGAUGCUCAGAGGCUGCUCCGGUGAAUGGAGGCGUCAAGAUGCCAUCUCAAGCGGUGAAGGAGAGGAAUUAACAUCGAGCAAGGUCUGACUUUGAAGUGUUCCACCCAUUAAGGCAUGAAAUAAAGUCACUCAUGUAUGCUUCAGAGGGUCAGAGCAGUCUCACUUCAGCACGCUCCCAUUAAGGACCCUCUGGCGGCCACACCGCCGAUUCACAGGACAUGUACGGCAGUGCCAGAGCUGUAGGCCAUAUAGAGAGCAGCCCCGCACGGUCCCCGCGCCUGCCAAGGUCCCCCAGACUGGGCCAUCGGAGGGCCAACAGCGGGGGCGGGGGUGGUGCGGGGGGAAAGACGCUCUCCAUGGAGAACAUCCAGUCACUCAAUGCUGCCUAUGCUACUUCGGGGCCCAUGUACCUGAGCGACCACGAGGGCUUGGGCUCCACUGCCACCUACCCGAAAGGCACUAUGACUCUGGGACGCGCCACCAGCAGGGCCAUGUACGGGGGCCGCGUCACAGCAAUGGGCAGCAGUCCCAACAUCGCCUCAGUGGGGCUGCCCCACGGCGACCUGCUGUCUUACAGUGACCUGGGCUCCCUCUCCAUGCUGCAGCACCACCACCACCACCACCAGGGGAUGCCCUCCGCACUGCUGAGGCAGGCGGUGCGGAGCAGUGGGGGGGAGCUGCUGGAGUUUCAGGUCCAGCUCAGGGAUAUGCAGAGAGAGAAUGAGCUGCUGCGUCGGGAGCUUGACCUGAAAGACAGCAAACUUGGAUCAUCCACCAACAGCAUCAAAAGCUUCUGGAGUCCUGAGCUGAAGAAGGAGCGGAUAAUGAGGAAAGAAGAGGCCGCUCGCACAUCGAUCCUGAAAGAGCAGAUGAGAAUCACUCAUGAAGAGAACCAGUCUCUCUUCCAGCACCUCCAGAUGACUAUCCAGGCUCUGCAGGAUGAGCUGCGCACACAGAGAGACCUGAACCACUUGCUUCAACAGGAGGGUGGGAACCGCUCAGACCAUUUCACCACCAUCGAGCUGACGGAGGAGAACUUCCGGCGUCUGCAGGCCGAACACGACAGGCAGGCCAAGGAGCUCUUCUUGCUGCGGAAGACCCUUGAGGAGAUGGAGCUGAGGAUCGAGACCCAGAAGCAGACGCUGGGUGCCAGGGACGAGUCCAUAAAGAAGCUGCUGGAGAUGCUGCAGAGCAAAGGGCUGCCACCGGGGUCCGGGAGGGUGUCCGAGGACGAGGAGCAGGAGAGAGCCAGGCGCAUUGCUGAGGCAGAGGCCCAGCUCGGACACCUGGAGGUUAUUCUGGAUCAAAAAGACAAGGAGAACAUCCAUCUACGAGAGGAACUGCACAGAAGAAAUCAGCUGCACCAGGAUCCAGGCAAAACCAAGGCCCUGCAGACCAUCAUAGAGAUGAAAGACACCAAAAUUGCCUCUCUGGAGCGCAACAUUCGAGAUCUGGAGGAUGAGAUCCAAAUGCUGAAGGCGAACGGCUUACUGAACACAGAGGACAGAGAGGAGGAGAUCAAACAGAUGGAGGUCUACAAAAACCACUCCAAGUUCAUGAAGACCAAGAUUGACCAGCUGAAGCAGGAGUUGUCAAAGAAGGAGUCGGAGCUGCUGGCCUUGCAGACAAAACUAGAGACUCUCAACAACCAGAACUCAGACUGCAAACAGCAUAUCGAGGUGCUCAAAGAGUCUCUCACUGCCAAGGAGCAACGUGCUGCCAUCCUUCAAACAGAGGUAGAUGCUCUGCGUCUGCGUUUGGAGGAGAAAGAGUCCUUCCUGAACAAGAAAACCAAGCAGCUGCAGGACUUGACGGAGGAGAAGGGCACUCUCGCCGGAGAAAUCAGGGAUAUGAAGGACAUGCUGGAGGUCAAAGAAAGGAAGAUCAAUGUCCUGCAGAAAAAGAUUGAGAAUCUGCAGGAGCAGCUGCGAGACAAAGACAAGCAGCUGGGGAAUCUGAAGGACCGGGUCAAGUCUCUGCAGACCGACUCCAGUAACACAGACACUGCCCUGGCGACCCUGGAGGAGGCUCUGUCAGAGAAGGAGAGGAUUAUAGAGCGUUUAAAGGACCAAAGGGAGAGGGAAGACAGAGAACGUCUGGAUGAAGUGGAUUCCUACAGGAAGGAGAACAAGGAUCUGAAGGAGAAGGUCAACGGCCUUCAGAUAGAACUAACAGAGAAAGAGUCCAGCCUCAUCGAUCUGAAGGAUCAUGCUUCGUCUUUGGCCUCCUCUAGCCUCAAGAAGGAAUCAAAGCUAAAAACACUGGAGAUCGCCAUCGAGCAAAAAAAAGAGGAGUGUAGUAAGUUGGAGACGCAGUUGCAGAAGCAAGCUGAGCAGCUAUUCAGUCACAUGAAAAAUCCUAAGGCCCAUGAGGUGGAUCAUCAGACCGGCCCCAGAGGGAACCCGGAGUACGUGGACCGAGUGAAGCUGCUGGAGAAGGAGAUGAAUUACUACAAGGACGAGGCGAACAAGUCUCAGACGGAGGUGGAGAGGCUCCUGGACAUCCUGCGAGAGGUGGAGACUGAAAAGAAUGACAAGGACAAGAAAAUCGCUGAACUGGAAAGCCCCCCUUCCACUGCCCCUCGCCCCGCCUCUCGUCCCGGUGGCAGAGCUCCCCCUGACCCGCUCCCUUCAGUGUCCGCAGCCCCCCAGCAGAUAGGGGGCAUGGUGUGGGAUUUCCUGGGAAAUCUAACUCCAAGACAAGGUGGCAAAGACCAGACCAAGAAGGGUCCAAAUGUCAAACUGGGACCACAAGGGGACAAGAAGGGCUUAGGACAAGACCCUCGUAAGGAUGGCUCCAUGGACCACUUAAAGUUGGAGGAGCUGAUGAAUACGCUGGAAAGGACGAGGCAGGAGCUGGAUUCCACAAAGCAGCGUCUCUCGUCCACACAGCAGUCCCUGCAGGAGCGGGACGGCAACCUCACCAACAUGAGACAGGAGCGCAGGAAACAGCUGGAGGAGAUCCUGGAGAUGAAGCAACAGGCUCUGCUUGCAGCCAUCAGUGAGAAAGAUGCUAAUAUUGCACUGCUGGAGCUGUCGACCUCCAAUAAAAAGAAGACCCAGGAUGAGGUGCUGUCCCUCAAGAGGGAGCGGGACAAACUGAUGCACCAGCUCAAGCAACACACACAAAGCCGGAUGAAGCUGAUUGCCGACAACUACGAAGACGAACAAUAUCAUCCCCACGCUCCUCACCACCCCCAGCCUCAGCCUACCCAUGCUCAGCCUCCCCAUGCUCAGCCUCAGCCCCAGCCUCAGCCUCAGUACCCCCACCCUCCCCACGCUCCCCAUGCUCCGCACGCUCCCCACCCUGCCCACCCUCCCCACGCUCCUCACGCUCCUCACGCCCAGCAGACUCCAUAUCCCAACACCAUGCAUCCGCAACACCCGCAGGCCCCCCCAACAGCACCCACACCCACAGCAGGCACAACCCCAAUACCCUCACCCCCAGCAGCACCCCAAUCAGCACCCCCAGCAGCACCCCAAUCAGCAUCCCAAUCAGCACCCACAGCAGCACACCCAGCAGCACCCCCCACCACCUCCUCAGCACCAACAGCACCCACGACCCCCACAGCCCCAACACCCUCACCAACAGCACCCUCCCCAGCACCCACACGGACAUCCUCCUCCCCAGCACCCUCACCCGCAGCACCCACACGGCCCUCCCCAACAAGGACCCCAACAUCCACAUCCCCAGCACCCCCAGCACCCGCAUCACGGCCAACAUCCACGUCACCCAUCGCCCCAUCAUCGUGGAGGGCCGGCCCGAGGACCCCCACAUGCUGGUCACCGCCCUGCCCAGGACCAGCAGGAUGACGACGAGGGCAUUUGGGCAUAAUCCUUGCUGUGACAACCAAAGCUCUAAUAUUGUUUUGAGGGAUGAUUCAGUCACUACUGGAGUAGCACAGCCACGCCACGAUGUUGAAACACUACCCGACCAAACAUGUAUUACCUUCACUCAGUCGACACUCAGCAAUGGGACUUUUGUUUAUUUUCUCUGGGGACGAGGAGGGGGCACUCAGGUGUGCAGGUCAGGCGGGGAGACUGACAGAUGAUCAGGUGACCUGGGACCUCUUCUCUGUGUGAAACAGGAGCAGCCGUCCUCUUCUUCCUCUGUACAGAAACACAGAUGCAGGACUACAUUAAAAUGAUGUUGAUACCCAUAGAGACAGAUGUGCCCUGUCAGAUUCUUGCUUGAACAUGGCAUGUGAUCAACAUGGCAGCCCUACGUCUCACAGAGGUCACCUCACCUGUCUGUCACCUGCUGAUCACUACACCUCUUCAGGCCAACAACGCCCUCUCCAUCCACCCAGCAGAGAUCUCAUGACUGCCUGCCAGAGCCCAGUAUUUGUUCCUCAUCCUCCUCCCUGCGAUGGAUCAAGAUCCUGGUCUUCUUGCUGUCUGUUUCUCCUACCCACUGAUCCCUCUGGCUGGCUUCCCCACCUGACUCUGUUCUGGUUUCUUGAUCCUCACUGCCCUGCUGACCCACCUGGUGACAUCUGACCCCUCGACCUGGCUGUCAUCACCCUCAUGACUAUUUUGUAGUUUUAAUCAUUUGAUCGUGUCGAUGAGCUAAUUUACCCUUUGUGGCACACAGUGACCUCUUUUUUACCUUUAUACAUGCCAACACACAACACAUCUGUUUAGAGGCACUUGCUUUUUCCACACACCAGAUUAGAUCGUUUUCUGUUUUAAUUUCUUGUUGGUAAAAGGGAGAGCUUAAAGCUUGCUGAUAGUAUGCCUUUAGCCUUGCCUGCAGUGGUGGGGUUCCCUUGGCUACUGAAGCAGGGCCUUCCAGCUCAUGGGCUUGUUAUAGCCUCAAGGCUGUGGGUGCUAUCAAUGUUUCUCUUCAUCUUACCUCAUUUUAAUCAAAAGUAGUCAACAAAAGAAUCAAUCUAUGCAGAAGUCAAUGUAGAGUGAAUGCAUUUUUAUUCCCACAUCCUUGCUCAAAUUUAUCACCAAAAGUGUAAUCAACCAUCCAAUCAGAGCGGCCAAGAGAGGGUUAAAAAAAUAAAUAUCAUAAGUCAUUUUACCUUUCCUUUCUGAUACUAUGCACCUAUGCACCUCCUCCGUGUUGCAGGAAUUUUUACUAAUGGUGCUUCUGCUGGUGCUCAAACUAAAUGGUGUCAGAAGACCUGGUCAAGAGCAUCUUUUAGUCCUUUUACAGUAGAGGGACUUGAUCCCAAAACGGGCUUCACAAACAACUGUAAGACUGCUUUGUACAUACGUCUUGACCUUAUGAACAACAAUUACUUCAAGACCCACACAGAGGUGAUGGUAUGAAGAGUGCUACUAUAAAUACAGUAUAGACUAUAAGGUGGAGGUUCAAUCGAUGUUUUCCCCGCAGGUCUGGCUGUACCAUUGACACCCCAUCUCUGACUACAGUAUGGUCCUGCUCCCCUCUCCGGUGUGACCACCCCAAACAUAGUGACCUGUUUUCUCCUUCUCAACAAGGUGGCCUGUGCCUCGUAAAAACUGUACACAAUAUAUAUGAUAGAUAUUCAUAUAUAUUAUACAUAUAGAGAGAAAUCUAUAGUGUGUCUAUAUGUGGUCAGAAAAUCGUUUCAAACUGACAAGAUAUAUAUGUUUUUUUCUUCAUGGUUAUUUUUCUAACUGGCUGGAGGUCAGUGAGAUGUCUUUAGAGUGUUGAGUGGUGUGAUUUUCCUCUGAUUUGUACAUUGUGAGAAAACCCUUCAGCAACAAGAAACAUUCCCUGUCUGAAAACAGGACAGCCCAAAAAGAAAAAAAAUAUAAGAGCUUUAGAGCAGUUUGAGGAAUAGAAGUAUAUCCAAAUCUAUUUAGAAGUGUAUAAAAUAUGACAUUAUUACAUUCCUUCCUUAUGAAAACAUUUAGUUGAACAUCACUUGGCUUGUGGUGACAACUUCGAACAAAAAAAAGACUGAAUUUUGCAGCUCACAUCAGUAGCAAUGAGAUUAUGGCUGCUGGACUAAAGCAGUCAGAAACUUGCACUUGUGAGUGAUGACUAUCACGUUUAACAUCCAAGUAGAGGUUCGAGUGACUCUGUCGGGAUGCAUUUCUUUCGCGUGUUUGUCGUCGUUGUCGUCUUGUAAACAGAAGUGGUGACAUACGUGACUGUGACAGCUGAUCAAGUAGAAAAAACAACUCGCAUUAUAUAGUGAAAAUUGAAUUAGACUGUUACAAUCCCCUACUUCCUCUCCCUCCCUUCAUGGUGCCUGUGUCUCCUUUAUAUGGCCAAGUGUUGAUUGUUGUAUGUAAAUGUCUUUCCAUCUACCCAUCUUCCAAAAAGUAUGUGUCCGCUUCACCUAUGAACCUACACACAUCCUGUCACUGACCAAGAAUCCAUUGAUGUGUGAAACUUUCGUGGUUGUGUUUACAAAUGUUAAAAGAAAGGUCCUGAUUUGGAAUUUUCUUUUUAUGGGAAGGCAAUGCAAACAGACAGGAGCAAAAAUCCUCUCAAUCCACCAUCGGGGGGCCGAGUGCAAUUCCCCGACUUUCAGGUCCUUAUCUUUUGAAUACUUGAAGUAGGGGGUUCUCCUAAUACCAUAUAUGAUUUACAUGGUAGAACACAUGAAACAUUUUAAUUGUGCGCAUGCAUGCUGAAUUUUACAUAACGUGCCAACUGAAAGCGACGACGUAAGGAUAAUCUCCUGUUCUCUAUGCAGAGCGAUUUCUCAACUGUUGUGUCAAAUAAAAAAAUGGUAGGAGACACAGAGGCUUAGAGGCUGGGGCUUGUUCCCUGGGUUUAAACGAAAGACUAAUCCUGGGUGUGAAAAACGAACAUCGCACUCAGUGUGAGGUGGAGUCAAGAAGUCAAGUCUGUGGCUGGAGGCAGCCGUGUAGAAAAAUACUUGAAAGGCCUGUAGGUUCACCAGUUAUUUUCAAAAGGCCUUUGAGAAAAAAGUAUGAAAAGCCUAACAUUUUCACUUUAUCGUUGUAUACAGGUUGUUUUUCUGUAACUGUAUGUUGCUGAAAACUUUGGAUUAAACAAAUCACUGUGACCAAUGCCAGAAACAUUUUUUUGUUUUGACAGAACAAAAAUUGUUUACAUUUUUAUUCUUCAUUUUUUGUAUUUAAGUUAACUUAAUUUUGUCUAUGGUUUAAGCUUAUAAAAUAUGCCAGUUUGAGACUGUACUAUUUGUAUAAGUAAAUGUUUUGAGCUGUAAAGUAAAGAUCUAGGAACACGUUAAAUGUGAGUGUCCAGCAUGCUGAAUGAUUACUUGUGUGAACGUGAGCUAGCCUCCCAUGAUGCAUCAUUCCUCAUUCAUUACUUGCAUCUGCAUCGUGACGGUGUGAUGUUGUGUUUGAGAGUGAUGUGUGUCUCACUUACUGUGUCCCCUUAGUAGACAGCCUGUGCAGUUUUGUGAGAGUGCAGCAUGAUUUUGGAGUUGCUUGUGUAAAUGUAUUCAGAAUAGAGAAAGGAGUGAUAGUGAGUGUGUGUGCACAUAGCUGCUUUCAUGGAUGUGGGUGUGUGUGUCAUGAAUGCAUAAGAGAAAAAUCUAUUUAAAAAACUUUAUCAGAGGAAGUCCAUGGAGAAAAAAGAGAGAGACUGAGUCAAAGUUUUGAAUGAAGCAUGGAUACUCUGUGAUGUUUUCUGCUUCUUUUUUUAACCCUCUGAGGCUAUCCUCAGCUCCCCAGUUUGCUAUUGUAUGUGAUGUAUAACAGAAUACUACUAUUGAGUGUUGGCCAGCUUGUUUAUAUCCAUCAAAUAAAGGUGACUUUCUUUCUGUC
Molecule: messenger RNA, 7762 nt
Organism: Gymnodraco acuticeps
Lineage: Eukaryota; Metazoa; Chordata; Actinopteri; Perciformes; Bathydraconidae
Gene: erc2
Product: ELKS/RAB6-interacting/CAST family member 2
Exons: 21
Coding region: 275-3868 (1197 amino acids)
Biological process (GO): regulation of synaptic plasticity; maintenance of presynaptic active zone structure; neuromuscular synaptic transmission
Cellular component (GO): cytoskeleton of presynaptic active zone
Molecular function (GO): structural constituent of presynaptic active zone
Source: RefSeq, a predicted model, not a curated record